AUGGUAUUUUCUCUCUGUUUUUUUUUUUUCUUUCUUCUUUCUUUGCUGUCUGGACACAAUUCCCCACAACAACAACAACACACACGCGUAUAUGCACAUACACAUACUUGCACAUACCCACGAAAAGUCAAGGAGUUGCUGGAAGGAAUGACGGGAGUAGGAGGAGGAGUGCCCUUCGGGGAUUUUCUACGGGAGGUAGGGCAUGGCAUUGACACCCACACCUCGAGAAUGCGAGAGGACAUUCUUCUUCUUUUGUCGCCGUACAUCGGGGAGCAGCUACGGCUCAUGAGGGAGUCACUGCGGGCCGAAGCGGAGCGCCGAGAGCAGGUCCUGAUGGAUGAGAAGCGGGAAAUAGAGGCCUCACUUAUCGUUGCUGAAGAAAAUAUUCAAAAGCAGAAAAAAUUGGUGCAGGCUUUGGCUCUGACUUUGGGUGACGCCCAUAAAAGGUUGUGGUGGCGGCGCCGAUUCCGUGAUUGGCUGGACUGGAUCUUAAAGAAACGACAACAACGUCAACUCUGCAGGACAAUGAUUCAAACUGGAAAUGUGAUGCGAAAGUACCAUUUUUACGUACAGUGGCGCCUCUUUGCCGCGUCCCGCAGACAACGUAAGCAUGCGCUUGCCGAAGAGUCACGCUGGAGCCGUCGUGAGGCAGAGCUACUGGCAGAAGCAGAGGCGUUGAAAGGGAUUGUGGAGGAGGAGCGACGUCGAAGUGAUGGCCUGGAAGAAAAGAUGAAGGCGGCUUUUGUUCGGGGUGUAUGCGCGUUGAACAAGGAAGCCGUACAGGUGCUUAGAGGGGCGCAGACCGUGGAGGAAGAGGUGGAGGAAUCGAAAGGCGUGCCUCCACGACUGUAUGACGCCCGGACAGUGCGUCUGCCGUCAGCACGCACGAGCCACACGCCUAGUACCACAGCCCGAUUUGAGGGCCCACCCAUUCAAAAAACGACGACGGCAACGACAGCACCGGCGGCGACAGCAACGAUUACACCAAUUGGCCCAGUUUGCAGCCAAGAGGGAUAUUCUUAUCAGUACACUGGAGUGCCGCAGCAGGCCUCUUCACAGGCGACGUGCCCAGUACAUCACUUUUGUCCACCUGGACCGCCCUGCCAUGUUUGCUACGCACCCGAUACAUGUGCAUAUAAUGUAAGAUCAUCACCGCAUCAGCCCUUUGUUGUGUCGGUUGAUCCAUCCGCGGUGCGCAGCUACGGUGACACGCCUGCUUCUCAACGGCCACCGCACGUAGCGCGUCGGCCUGGGAGGACGGAGCGACCACGCGUUUCCCGCUGA
Molecule: messenger RNA, 1284 nt
Organism: Trypanosoma cruzi
Lineage: Eukaryota; Euglenozoa; Kinetoplastea; Trypanosomatida; Trypanosomatidae
Exons: 1
Coding region: 1-1284 (427 amino acids)
Cellular component (GO): centrosome
Source: RefSeq, a predicted model, not a curated record